ACCUGUAUGAUUUUCUUUCUAAUGUAAAACAUGAUAGAAUAUAUUUUAAAGAAUGCUGGUAAUCAAACAGCUGAAGGACCCCAUUGAUUACCGUGAUAUUUAUUUGCCUAUGCAAGUCAGUAAGGAUCAACAACUGUUUGGCACUUAACAAUUCUUCAAAAUAUCUUCUCUUGUGUUCAGCAUAAGACAGAAACUUAAAGAGGUUUGGGACGACAUAAGGGUGCGUAAAUGACAAGAAAAUUUAAUUACUGGGUGAAUUAAUCUUUUAAAAGGAUGUUGCUGCUGGCUUUAGUUUUGCUACACAGUUGCAUAACAAUAAAAUUAUUUGCUAAGAAUAUCCUUUGUGUGUGUGAUGGCAUUCAAUUCUAUCGGACAAGAACGUAAUGCAGUUUCUUAUUUUAACUCAUAGUGUCGCUGUUUACCUGCGAAACAAUGUGUGUCUUUAACACACAUUUUCCGCCCAGUUCAUGAUGUCAUACACAUGGCUUCAAGCUGUUCUCGUUGUAGAAAAUCGUCGAAAGUGACUGAUCGUCUUAUGGUGUACUCCUUUCGAUUUGUCUUAUUUUGAUUUUACAUUUGUCGUUUUGUUGUUGGGCUUAAUUAAUGCUUAAUAUCUGAAGAAUUCCAAAGGUUCCGCGUUGCUUGCGAGAUGUUUGGCCUUUUGUUCUUCGUGCUGAUGGCGCACACCGUUAAUGGAGACGUGAGCUAUUCUUUUCCAGAGGAGAUGAAACGCGGAUCUGUGAUUGGAAAUAUAGCAAAGGAUCUCGGACUCGAUGUGAACAGCCUAUCAUCUCGUAAGGCUCGAAUUGAUACUGAAGGUAACAGAAAACGAUACUGCGACAUUAAUCUGAAUACUGGAGAACUGAUCGUGGCGGAGAGAAUCGACAGAGAGGGGCUUUGUGGAAAGAAAGCUUCAUGUGUCAUAAACCAGGAGCUUGUCCUUGAAAGCCCUCUAGAACUUCAUCGCUUCCUUCUAAAUAUUGAAGACAUAAAUGAUAAUUCACCACAGUUCACAGAUAGUGUCGUUAAAUUCGAAAUACAAGAAUCUGCAGACAAAGGAUCUCGUUACUUAUUAGAUGAGGCUCAUGAUGCCGAUAUUGGUCGGAAUUAUGUGCAAUCAUAUACGCUUCAAGAUAGUGAACACUUUAUUCUUAAUGUACUAACCAGGGAAAAUGGAAGAAAAUAUGGCGAGCUCGUGCUGAAUAAAGAGUUGGAUCGUGAGCAGCAGAAAGAGGUAACAUUAAUUCUCACUGCGGUAGACGGCGGGACUCCACCGAGAUCAGGUACUGUAGCCAUACACGUCACUGUGCUGGAUGCUAAUGAUAAUGCUCCAGUCUUUAGUCAGGCCGUCUAUAAAGUCAGUUUGCCUGAAAAUUCCCCUCUAGAUACUGUAGUGGUGACAGUGAGUGCUACUGAUGCUGACGAGGGACAAAAUGGAGAAGUGACAUAUGCAUUUAGUCAUUUAUCCGAGAUUGUCCGGCAAUUGUUUUUUCUUGAUACAGUGUCUGGAGAGAUUAAACUAAAGGGACACGUGGAUUUUGAGGAGGAGAGUUCAAUAGAACUGCCGAUUCAAGCUAAAGAUGGUCAGGGACUAGCCAGCCAUUGUACAGUAAUAAUAGAUGUUAUAGAUAUCAAUGAUAACGCCCCUAUAAUAGUGAUUAAUUCCCUUAGCAGUCCUGUUCCCGAGAAUGUGUUACCCGGUACAGAGGUUGGCAUCAUUAAUGUGCAGGACAGAGACUCUGAGAAUAACGGACAGGUGCGCUGCUCCAUUCAGCAAAACGUCCCAUUUAAACUCGUACCUUCAAUUAAGAAAUAUUAUUCUCUGGUGACCACAGGUGAAUUAGACCGAGAGCUGCUCUCUGAUUAUAAUAUUACAAUUACUGCUACUGAUGAGGGCUCUCCGCCUUUAUCUUCCACUAAGAAUAUUCAACUGACUGUAGCUGACGUGAAUGAUAAUCCACCUGUAUUUCAGGAGCAGAGUUACAGAGCUCAUGUGCAAGAAAAUAAUAAACCUGGCUCCUCUAUUUGUUCAGUAUCAGCUACAGACCCGGACUGGAGACAGAAUGGCACUGUAGUUUAUUCUCUGUUGUCCUCUGAUCUCAGUGGCUCACCGGUGUCCUCCUUUCUAUCCAUUAACGGAGACACCGGGGUCAUUCAUGCCUUGAGGUCGUUUGAUUACGAACAGCUGAAAAGUUUCAAAAUGCUCGUGUUGGCCAGAGACAACGGUUCUCCUCCUCUGAGCAGUAACGUGACCGUGAGUGUCUUCAUAACGGAUGAGAAUGACAACUCCCCUCAGAUAUUAUACCCCUCUCCGGAAGGAAACUCCUUCAUGACCGAGAUGGUACCCAAAGCUGCUCAGGCGCGCUCCCUGGUCUCCAAGGUGAUCGCCGUGGACGCGGAUUCUGGCCAGAACGCUUGGCUCUCGUAUCACAUUAUUAAAGCCACAGAUCCGGGACUUUUCACUAUCGGUGUCCACAGCGGAGAGAUCAGGACGCAGCGGGACAUUUCUGAAUCUGACAGCAUGAAACAGAACCUCAUUGUGUCCGUGAGAGAUAACGGACAGCCCUCUCUCUCAGCCACGUGCGCAUUGUAUUUACUUAUAUCAGAUAACUUGGCUGAAGUUCCAGAACUGAAAGACAUGUCUCGUGACGAGAGCAGCUCCAAGCUGACGUUUUAUUUGAUCAUCGCGCUGGUGUCCGUCUCCACUUUCUUUCUGACCUUCAUCAUCAUCAUCCUGGCCGUGAGGUUUCGUCGCAAGAGAAAGCCCAGACUGUUGUUUGAUGGAGCUGUAGCCAUUCCCAGCGCGUAUCUUCCUCCAAAUUACGCAGAUGUGGAGGGCGCGGGAACUCUCCGCAGCACUUACAAUUAUGACGCAUACCUGACCACGGGCUCGCGCACUAGUGACUUCAAGUUCGUCAGAUCUUAUAAUGAGGAUACACUGACCACUGACCUGACUUUGAAAAAGACAGCUUUAUAUGAUCUUGAAGGACUUGAUGCACAAUCAAAUGAGGUAAGAUUAAUAUUAAUUUAUUUUGAAUGUAUUCCUUUUUAUUAGGCAUGGAUUUACACUGCUGGACAAAAUUAUUAAAACAUUAUUCUCACCAGCUAAAAAAUAAAUAAAUAAAUAAAAAAUAAAAAAUACAUCAGUCAUUUCCAUCUUUUGCUGUAUUGUCAGUAGGAAAUACAC
Molecule: messenger RNA, 3187 nt
Organism: Carassius auratus (goldfish)
Lineage: Eukaryota; Metazoa; Chordata; Actinopteri; Cypriniformes; Cyprinidae
Product: protocadherin beta-16-like
Exons: 2
Coding region: 650-3055 (801 amino acids)
Biological process (GO): homophilic cell-cell adhesion
Cellular component (GO): plasma membrane
Molecular function (GO): calcium ion binding
Source: RefSeq, a predicted model, not a curated record